AGUACAAAGUACCAAGAGAUAUGAACCGCGCGAUCAGACGAAACCGGAGCCGUUCAUUUUAGGGUUUGGAGCUGCAAGACCUGGGCCUGUUCGCAGGCUUAUGCCCUUUCAACCUCCCUUGCUCCAUUCGGUGUGUCUUGUCUCUGGAGCGUCUCGAAGGGACGAAACCAUGGUGAAGCAUAACAAUGUCAUCCCUAACGGACAUUUCAAGAAGGACUGGCAAAACUAUGUGAGGACGUGGUUCAACCAGCCCGCUCGCAAGAAAAGAAGAAGAACAGCGCGCCAGAAGAAAUCUGUCGCUGUUUUCCCUCGACCUACCGCUGGACCCCUCCGCCCCGUCGUCCACUCUCAGACAUUGAAGUACAAUGCUAAGAUCCGUGCUGGACGCGGCUUCACUCUAGAGGAGUUGAAGGCUGCAGGAGUUCCCAAGAAGCUUGCACCUACCAUCGGUAUUGCUGUCGACCAUAGACGCAAGAACCGAUGCUUGGAGAGUCUUCAAGAAAACGUUAACCGGCUGAACACCUACAGAGCGAAGCUGGUGGUUUUCCCUAGACUAUCAAAGAAGACGAAGGCUGGAGAUGCAUCUGCGGAGGAAUUGUCUAGCGUCACCCAAGCCACUGGUGAAUUUUUGCCAAUUGUGAAACCAAGGCCAUCAGCCGAGAUUGUGUCCAUCACUGAUGAGAUGAAGUCCCAGAGGGGAUACUACAAGCUCCGUCAGGAGAGGAUGAAUGAGAGGUUGGUUGGUGUUCGGAAGAAAAAGGCUGAGCAGGCCGAGAAGGAUGAGAAGAAGUAAAUUCUGAGCAUUAAGGAUAGAACUUUACGCUCUCUGCACUGCAAUUCCUGCGGUUGAGUGAAUAUCAUGGGUAUAUCCUCUUCAAUUUAUGAAUCAUGUACUCGAAAUCACGUUUGUCGUGUCUCAUUUGUGUCACUUUGUAACCUGUACUAACACAUAGCAAGGUAGCCUUGGGUGUCUGGUUGCUCAUCAAAGGGUGAUGUCAACCACACCUGCAUUACUUCAGUUCCA
Molecule: messenger RNA, 1024 nt
Organism: Physcomitrium patens
Lineage: Eukaryota; Viridiplantae; Streptophyta; Bryopsida; Funariales; Funariaceae
Product: large ribosomal subunit protein eL13y
Biological process (GO): translation
Cellular component (GO): cytosolic large ribosomal subunit; ribosome
Molecular function (GO): structural constituent of ribosome; RNA binding
Source: RefSeq, a predicted model, not a curated record